Messenger RNA from Aplosporella prunicola CBS 121167, 1428 nucleotides. RefSeq lists its product as uncharacterized. The coding region runs from base 328 to 1137 and encodes 269 amino acids. NCBI's taxonomy places the organism in Eukaryota, Fungi, Ascomycota, Dothideomycetes, Botryosphaeriales, Aplosporellaceae. The record is from RefSeq and is a predicted model, not a curated record. The transcript is spliced from 2 exons.
CAGUGUUAUUUUAUGUCCACUAUUUAACUCUGCGUAGACUUCGCAUUAAUUCUUCCCUCACUGGCAAACUGUUGUCCUGAUCUUAUAUCUAUCGACAUCACACGUUUAUUCGCUGGAUACACAGACGAAGCUCUACCGCACCUAAACUACAAUCCCAGCAGUACUGAUAAUGAAGUCGACGCGCUCAGUCAAGCCCUGCGUACGCUGUCGCAAAACCUUCCUCGCCUAACGCAUCUAUCCCUCCAAGGUCUUAACAUCUCUUCGGACCUUUUCUGGCCCCCGUGUGGUAACAAUGGCAACAAUUAUAACAAUGGAGACCCCACCGACAUGCCUCAACUAAACUGGCCUUCGCUUAAAAGAGUAGACAUCGACUUGGAACCAACUGCUCCGGGCGGCAUAUGGUAUUUCACUGGCCUCUCAGGACGCGAGACACCACCACCUUUCCCAGAAGCUUAUGACCGUUAUGUCAGGGGAAGACUCUCCCGCAUCGACUGGAUAGGAGAGCCUACGCCAUAUGAAACAGGACCUCCACGACCACCUAGCGAAGCCGAGUCCGUUGACUGGACCGACGAAUACGUAAGCAGCAUGAAUCCGACACGCGAUUACCGUUUUCGGCCUACUAGCCAUAUGAACAGUCUGCUCAUCGCAGCUGCCAAGGCCGUUCGCUACAUGCCGGCUCUGGAGCGGUUCUCGAUACACCAUAAAGCGCUACUUCAUCUGCUAGGGGCGGAAGGAAUGGAGGACCGUGAGAGGUGUUUUAGCGUGACAUUUGCGACUGAGAGGUUCGCAUUGUAUAGACAUCUCGAAGAGGACUAUCGCGGAGAGUGGUAUGAAGGGCUAGGGAGGCGUGAGAUGAGCUGGAUGGCGCUGCCGGAGACGUGGCGGCCGGAUAUAGAGGUAAGGGAGGAGUGGGCGCGGACACUAGGUGAAGACGGACGAGUAUUUUAUGAACGUGGGGGAUUACCCACGGGGAAAUGGCUGGAUACGGCGGAGUUUUUGAAAGGUAUGCAGAGGAUAUAUCGACGACGUCAUCUUAUGCGAUGUGGCACCGCACCUACCGGAGCAUUCCAUGGUUCUACUAGAGAACAAAGAGACACGUGGGUUUACCAGCUUACUUUCGACGGGUUUCUCUUUUAACUUCUCUCCGCUGCUUUUAUACACCUCUCCUUUACCCCCAUCAACUUUAAAUCGCAAACACGUCCACUCCUCAUCAACAUACCCUGGACCCCAAACCAUCAAACAUUCACCAGCCACCACCCCACAAACCAACUCGGCACAAGAAAACCAGACACUACACACCCAUCCCAAAUCCCAAAAAUGGGCAAAGCCGAAAGCACACCCUACAACUACAGCAGCAGCGGCGGCGCACCGCAACACACGCCCCUCGACCAGAUCGCCAUGGCAGAGCGCCAUGAGCCGCGCAGCCAU